Molecule: messenger RNA, 5834 nt
Organism: Pseudopipra pipra
Lineage: Eukaryota; Metazoa; Chordata; Aves; Passeriformes; Pipridae
Product: PH and SEC7 domain-containing protein 4-like
Exons: 12
Coding region: 870-5693 (1607 amino acids)
Biological process (GO): regulation of ARF protein signal transduction
Cellular component (GO): ruffle membrane
Molecular function (GO): guanyl-nucleotide exchange factor activity
Source: RefSeq, a predicted model, not a curated record
CACCCCCUGACCCUCCUCCCCUUCCCCGAGCCUCCUCCCCCUCUCCCUCCUCCUCCUCCUCUUCCUUCCUCCUUCCUCCUCUAAGCCCUCCCUCCUCCUCCUCCUCCUCCGCUUCCUCCUUCCCUCUCUCCUGCCUUCUCCCUUCAUCCAUCCCCCUCCUUCCCUCCUUCUUCCUCCAUCCUUCCUUCCCUCUUUUCCUUCAUCCCUUCCGCCCACUCUUCCCUCUCUCUCUCUCUCCCUGCCUCCCUCCCUCCCUUCCUCCCCCCUUCCCUUCCUUCCUCUUUUCUCCUUCUCCCUUCCCCCCUUCUUCCUUCAUCUCUUCCUCCCCUCAACUUCCCUCCCUCUCUUCCCCCUCCUUCCUCCCUUCCUCCUCUGUCUUUCCCUCCUCCCUCCUCUUCCUUCCCUCUUUCCUCCCUCCUUCCUUCCUCCCUCCCUUCUUCUCCCCUCUUUCCUCCUUCAUCCCUCUCUCCCAUCUUUCUUCCCCCUUCCUUCCAACCCUUCCUUCCUCAUUCCUCUCUUCUCCCUCCCUCUCUCAUCCCUCCCUUGCUCUCUCCCUUCUCCCUCCCUUCCUCCUCCUUCCCUCCAUCGUCCUGCCAUCCUUCAUCUCUUCCCCCUCCCUCCCUCCUCUCCUUUCUUCAUCCCUCUCUCCCUCCUCUCUUCUCUCCCCUUCCUCCUCCUCCCUCCUUCCCUUCCCACCCCACCCCACCCCUCCCUACGUUGUAGACCCCCCACCCACAUCCCCUCUCCUCCCUCUGCCCCCAGGGCCCCCCCCACCAUGGGCACGGACCCUUCGGACCCUCAGGACCCUCAGGACCCUCGGGGCAGUGCAGCCCCCCCCAGCCUGGCCGGGCAGCUGUAGGAGGGGCCCCAUGGAGCCUGCGGGGACCCCCCCGACCCCUCCCGGGGUGCUGGCGGCGCAGGACGCCAUCGUCUUCUCCGGGGGGGGAGCCGAGGGGGUGACCCCCCCCCUGGUACCCCCCCUGGCAUCCCCCCUGACCCCCACCCUGACCUCCCCCCAGGCACCCCCCCUGACCCCCUCCCAGACCACCCUGACACCCCCAGUAACCCCCUCCCUGACCCCCGUGACCCCCCCGCAGGCCCCCUCCCCAGCCCCCCCCCAGGCCCCCAGCGCCCCCCACGACGUGUUCUGGGCCAGCCUGGCCCGUGCCCAGCUCUGCGUGUGGGACCUGCAGGGAGCCCUCGAGGGGCAGCCCCCCCCCAGGGACCCCCUGCCCCAGCACCCCUGGGACCCCCCCCCCUGUGGGGACACGGCCCCCGGCACUGAUCCCCCCCAGCCUGGGGGUCCGGAGGAGAACGUGCAGAGCCUGGGGGUGGAUGGGAGCAGCUUCCAGGAGCUCCAAGGCUGUGGAUCCACGUUGGAGAACAUCUUCCACAUGUCCGUGGAUGGGAAUGUCCCACCCAAGCCCAUGGAUAAGAGCAACUUCCAGGAGCUCCAAGGCCAUGGAUCUACAUUUGAGAGCAUCUUCCACGUGUCCAUAGGGGGGAACAUCCCACCCAAGCCUGUGCUCAUGGAUGGGAGCAUCUUCCACACGUCCAUGGAUGGGUCCAUCCCACCCAAUUCCAUGCCCAUGGAUAAGAACAUCCCACCCCAGUCCAUGCCCAUGGAUGGGGGCACUUUCCAUGAGGACCAAGGCCAUGGAUCCACACACAAGAGCAUCUCCCUCGUACCUUCAGGUGGGGCCAUCUCCCCGAAAUCCGUGCCCGUGGACAAGAACAUCCCACCCGAGUCCUUGCCCUUGGAUGGGAGCGUCUCCCAGGAGGACCAAGGCUGUGGAUUCAUUUUUGGGAGCAUCUUCCACGUGUCCACGGGUGGGAGCGUCUCCCCCAGGUCCAUGGCUGUGGGUGGGAGCACCUCCCCCACGUCCAUGCCCACGGAUCAGGGAAUCUCUCAGGAACAUGUGACUGUGGAUGGGACCAUCUCACCCGAGCCCGUGGCCAUGGAUGAGACCAACUCGUGCACAGGCAGGAGCAUCUCAGGGGAGACUGUGCCAGAGGGUGGGACCAUCUCACACAUGUCCAUGUCCAUGGAUGUGCCAAAGGAUGGGACCAUCUCACCCAAGUCUGUGCCCAUGGGUAGGACCAUCUCUCAGGAGAACAUAGAUUCGACCAUCUCACCCGAGUCUACGACCAUGGAUGGGCCCAACUUGCCCAAAUCUGUGCCCGUGAAUGGGACCAUCUCACCUGAAUCUGUGCCCAUGGAUGGGACCAUCUCACCUGAAUCUGUGCCCAUGGAUGGGACCAUCUCACCCAAAUCUGUGCCUGUGGAUGGGACCAUCUCACCCAAAUCUGUGCCUGUGGAUGGGACCAUCUCACCCACGUUCAUGCCCACAGGUGGGACUAUCUCUCCAGAGGAUGUGCCCAUGGACACAACAAUCCCACCUAUGCCCAUGACCAUGGAUAGGACCAUCCCAUCCGGGUUCACGACCACAGAUGGGACCAUCUCACCCAAAUUCGUGCCCACGGAUGGGACCAUCUCUCAGGAGCACCUGACCAUGGAUUUGACCACCUCGGCCAAGUCCGUGACCAUGGAUGAGACCCACCUGUCCAAGACUGUGACGAUGGACGGGACCACCUUGCCCAAAACUCUGCCCGCGGGUGGGACCACACCCCCUGAGCCCCGAGCCCCCGAACGCGGCAAAGAGGAGAAGAGUGAGGAUGAUGAGGUUGAUGAGGAGGAGGAUGACGAGGAUGACCACGGCAGCACCUCCCCAGAGGAAGAUGCCGAGGACGAGGAGGACCUGGAGGAGGAGGAGGAGCCCCAGUUCCACACCAACCCCCUGUUCCAGAGCCGGCUGGUGGCCCUCGGAGGGGCCCAGGGGGUGCCCCUUUACCGAACCCACAGUGCCGCCUUCGCCGAGGGGGGGGACACCACAGGGGGCACCGGGGCAGAACGGGGGGACCCCCAAACCCCCCCCACGCCCACAGCCCUCAGGGGUCACCCCGAAGGGGACAUCGGGGACGUUGCCGUGGAGUGGGGACCCCCCCAACCCUCAGACCGGGCACUCUCCGACCCCCCAGAGCUGCCCCCGGGAUCUGGGAGGGGGCAGCUGGAAUGGGCGGAGCAGGACCCCCCUGCAGUCCCCACCCCUCUGGAGCCCAGCCCAGGUGAGGGGGACUGGGACCCCCCUACCCCUCCUGAGCUCACCCCAGAGCAGGGGGGCCUGGACCCCCCCACUCCCGGGUACCCCCCAGGAGGGGGAGAUGAGGAUCUGCCCCUCCCCAGGCCCCCGACCCCCCCAGAGCCACUCCUGGGAGAGGGGUCUGGGACCUCUGCCAGCCCCCCAGUGCCCCCAGAUUUGCCCCAGAAGGGGGGGCAACAAACCCCUCCAGCCCCCCCUGAUUUGCCCCUCAAAGAGGGGCAAGAGACCCCCACAGAUUUACCCCAAAAAGGGGGGUUCCAAACCACCCCAGCCCCCCCAGAUACGCCACAGAAAGGGGGGUACAAGACCCCCCCCACCCCCUCCUCUUUGUCCCCAGAAGAGGGACACCAGAGCCCCCCAGAACCCCCAGAUUUGCCCCAGGCAGAGACACACCAGGCCCUCCCAGCCCCCCCAGAUUUACCCCAAAGAAGGGGGAACCGAACCCUCCCAGACCCCCCCAGUUUGCCUCAGGGAGGGGGGUACGAGACCCCACCAGCCCCCCCAGAUUUGCCCCAAAAAGGGAGGAACGAAAUCCCCCCAGAUUCCCCCAAUGUGGCCCAAAAAAGAGGGGGGUACCAGACCCCCCCUGGCCCCCCCGACCUGGCCCAAGAAGGAGGGGACCAAACUACCCCAGAUUUGCCCCAGGGAGGGGGGCACCAGACCCCUCCAGUACCCCAAGAUUUGCCCCAGAAAUGGGGGUACCAAACCCCUCCAACCCCCCCAGAUUUACCCCAAAAGGAGGGGCACCAGGCCCCCCCAGAUGUGCCCCAGGUCGGGGGCCAUCAAACACCCUCAGCCACCCCCAAUAUCCCCCGAAAAGGGGGGCACCAGACCCCUCCACCCCCCCCAGAUUUGAACCAAGGAGUGGGGUUCCAGCCCCCCGCCGCCCCCCCAGAUCUGCCCCCAAAAGGGGGGUUCCAGCUGCCUGUCAAGUCCUUGCCCCCCACCGAUUUAUCCCAGGGAGGGGGACAGCAGAACCCCCCCAGCCCCCUGACCCCCCUCAAGCCCCCCCUCAGCCCCCUUUACCACCCCCCCCCCAAGUCCCCCCAGCUCGGCCCCCCCGCCCCCCUGAGAGUGAUGCACAAACCCCCCCCCGGCCCCGUGACCCUCCAAAAUCCCCCCCAGCGCCCCCCCAGCCCCCAACCCGCCCCGUAUCAGCCCCUGGGAGGGGGGUCCCAGCCCCUCUGCCCCCUGCCCUCACCGCCCCCCCCGGGACCGGGGCUUUCCGAGGGGUCCCGGGGGGGGCCCCUCCUGCCAGGACAUGGCUGUUUGUGGCUCCCGGCCCGGGGGGGGGAAGGGGCGCAGGGACCCCCCCUCGGGCCCCCCCCCGCACGCCCCGACAUGGAGGAGUCGCCCCCCGAGACGGGCCUGGAGCCCCCGCCGGACCCCCCCGACAGCAGCCCUGGAUCCCCUUUAGGGGGGCCGGUGGAGCCCCCCGGGGGGGGGUCCCAGCCGGGGCGGGGGGAGGCCCAACGUUUGGCCUCCCGCCUGUUCCACCUGGAGGGCGUCCGGAAAUCCCAGGUGGCCUCGUUCCUCCGCAAAAACAAUGAUUUCAGCGCGAUGGUGGCCCAGGAAUACCUGGAAUUCUUCCAGUUCCAGGGGCAGACGCUGGACCAGGCGCUCAGGUCGUUCCUGCAGGCCCUGGUGCUGUCGGGGGAGACGCAGGAGCGGGAGCGGGUCCUGGGCCACUUCUCCCGGCGCUUCCACCACUGCAACCCCGGGGCCUUCCCGUCCCCCGACUCGGUUCACUCCCUCACCUGUGCCCUGAUGCUGCUGAACACGGACCUGCACGGGCAGCACCUGCGCCGGGCCAUGACCAGCUCCGAGUUCGUGUCCAACCUCAGCGGGAUGAACGACGGCCAGGACUUUCCCAGGGAGCAGCUCAAGGCUCUUUAUGGCUCCAUCCGCAGCAAGAAGCUGGAGUGGGCGACGGAGGAGGAGGAAGAGGAGGAAGAGGCCGGGGGAGGGAAGAAGAUCCUCCCCCAAAUCCCAGAGCUGCCAGGGGGGGUCGUGACCUUCCGCAGGGGGUGGUUGGCCAGGAAGGUCCUGGCAGAGGCUGAUGGCAAGAAAACUCCCUGGGGCCGCCGGGGCUGGAAGCCUUUCCAAGCCGUUCUCCGCGGGACCUUCCUGUUCUUCCUCAAGGCUGGGGGGGGGGCCCGGGGGGUCUCCCGACGCCCCUCAGAGCCGGGACCCCCCGGGCCCCCCCCAGAGGAGGGGGGGGGGGCCGAGGAGCCCCUGGGGGUCCAUCAUGCCCUGGCUGAGAGGGCCCCCAAAUACACCAAGCGGCCCAACGUGUUCCGGCUGCAAACGGCCGAGCGGAGGCUGUUCCUGUUCCAGGCGCCGAGGAGCAGCUGCGGUGCCACGAGCAGUGGCUGGAGCGGGUGGGGCAGGAGCUCCUGGAGCACCAGAGGCACCUCCCCGAGGGCCGGGGCCGCGCCCGGGACCUGGACGAGUAUCGGGUCAAGAAGGAAUUCCUGCUGGAGGAGCGCCGGCGCUACGAGACCUACGUGCAGGUGCUGGAGACGUGGCUGAACUCGGGCGCCCGGGACCUGGAGGGGUGGGAGGCACAGGCAGGGGGGGCCCCCCCAGACCCCCCCACUCUGACCAAGGCCCACUCGAGCCCCUCACUGGCCCCUGAGCCCCCCCCGGGCCCCACCGUCCGUGUCCGGAGGA